Molecule: messenger RNA, 2696 nt
Organism: Grus americana (Whooping crane)
Lineage: Eukaryota; Metazoa; Chordata; Aves; Gruiformes; Gruidae
Gene: NRBP1
Product: nuclear receptor binding protein 1
Exons: 18
Coding region: 164-1762 (532 amino acids)
Biological process (GO): protein phosphorylation; endoplasmic reticulum to Golgi vesicle-mediated transport; intracellular signal transduction
Cellular component (GO): endomembrane system; cytoplasm
Molecular function (GO): ATP binding; protein kinase activity
Source: RefSeq, a predicted model, not a curated record
GACGGCACGGUCCGGGGCUCUGAUUGGCUGUCGGGCGGGAGACCCCGCCCCGGACGGCGCGUUACGCAGCGCGGCGGUUGGCGGCGGCGGCCCGGCGGCGGAGUAGCAGCGACGCGCUUGGGGACCGGGAGGUGCCGGGCGAGCCCGGUUGUGCGACCGCAGCAUGUCGGAGGGCGAGUCCAAGCAGGUGCCGAGCGGCGGCUCCGACUCAAAGCCGGAGUCCGCGUCGUCCGGCCCGGGAAUGACCUCAGUGUCUGCGUCGGUGACUUCCGCGGCGCCCCCGGAGGAGGAGGAGGAGGAGGAGGAGAGCGAGGACGAGUCUGAAAUCCUCGAGGAGUCGCCGUGCGGCCGCUGGCAAAAGCGACGCGAGGAGGUGAAUCAGCGCAAUGUCCCAGGGAUCGAUAGUGCCUACCUGGCCAUGGAUACAGAGGAAGGUGUGGAAGUUGUUUGGAAUGAGGUUCAGUUCUCUGAGCGGAAGAACUUUAAGCUUCAGGAAGAAAAAGUUAAAGCGGUGUUUGACAACUUAAUUCAGCUGGAACAUCUGAACAUUGUGAAAUUUCACAAAUACUGGGCUGAUGUGAAGGAGAAUAAGGCCAGGGUGAUAUUCAUCACUGAAUAUAUGUCUUCAGGGAGCUUGAAACAGUUCCUGAAGAAGACAAAGAAAAACCACAAAACUAUGAAUGAAAAGGCCUGGAAGCGAUGGUGUACCCAGAUCCUCUCUGCUCUCAGCUACCUCCACUCCUGUGAUCCCCCAAUCAUCCAUGGUAACCUGACCUGCGACACCAUCUUCAUUCAGCACAACGGACUGAUCAAAAUUGGGUCAGUGGCACCGGACACAAUUAACAACCAUGUGAAGACCUGUCGUGAGGAGCAGAAGAACCUGCACUUCUUUGCCCCAGAAUAUGGAGAAGUUGCCAACGUCACCACUGCUGUGGACAUUUACUCCUUUGGCAUGUGUGCACUGGAGAUGGCGGUGCUGGAAAUACAGGGUAAUGGAGAGUCAUCUUAUGUGCCCCAGGAGGCCAUUAACAGUGCCAUCCAGUUGCUGGAGGACCCCUUGCAGAGGGAGUUCAUUCAGAAGUGUCUAGAACAGGACCCUGGCAAGCGUCCUACUGCCCGGGAGCUCCUUUUUCAUCAAGCAUUGUUUGAGGUGCCAUCACUAAAGCUACUGGCUGCUCACUGUAUCGUUGGACAUCAGCAUAUGAUUCCUGAAAAUGCUUUAGAAGAAAUGACCAAAAACCUUGACAUGAGUGCAGUGUUGGCAGAGAUUAAUCAUGUGGACAGGGAAGGAGUCAAGAUGAUCUUCUCACAAUCUCCAGCAUUGGAGCUGGACAAGUUCCUGGAGGAUGUAAGGAAUGGUAUCUACCCCCUCACAGCUUUUGGGAUGCCACGACCCCAGCAACCCCAGCAGGUAGUGGUGAAAUCUCCCAUUGCUCCACCAUCAGUGAAAACCCCAACUCCAGAGCCUGCUGAGGUAGAGACCCGCAAGGUGGUGCUGAUGCAGUGCAACAUUGAGUCAGUAGAGGAGGGCGUGAAGCACCAUUUAACACUGCUGCUGAAACUGGAAGACAAGUUGAAUCGACACUUGAGCUGUGACCUGCAGCCGAAUGAUAACAUCCAGGAGCUGGCAGCUGAACUGGUCCAGCUUGGAUUCAUCAGUGAGGCUGACCAGAGCAGACUUACCUGUUUACUUGAAGAGGCAUUCAGCAAGUUCUACUACACCCGGAAUGGAGCCCUGACGGCAGUGACUGUGUCAUCUUAGCACCCCUUGGCUCCCAGGCGGCCAGUGUGGCUUUGUUGCCUGUGACCCCUUCUGUGUCUGUCCAUCACUGUAGGGCAUCAGCAAGACCCCAGCUGCAGUGCUUGGAAGCUCAUCCUGCAUGUGCCAUGGCUGGGCUCAGCGACAAUCCUCCCUGCCCGCCUAUUAAAGGGGACUUUGCGCAUCAGUAUUAUUUCCAGCCCUGUUUUUGUUGGGAUUUUGCCAGGUGGUGCCAGGGAGCCGGGUCCUGGCUUGGGGUGUUCUGUAGCCCCAUUCAUGUGCAUGGAGUUUGUUCUGUUUGAGUUGUACAAAGUGUCUUUUGCACAGCACAGAAAUUUUUUCUUUUUUCUUUUUUUCUUUUUUUUUUCUUCUUUUUUUUAAUUUAAAGGUAAACGGGGGGGGAGCCCCUAAGCCCUGUCCCCUCUCUGCACCCUACUCUGCCUCUGGCAACAGUCACUACCCUUCUUCCUGGGCAGAGGGAGCCAGGGGUGGCUGGGCUCCCACAGCACCUGCCUGGCGCUUUGCCUGCCUCUUCUGCUCCCCUUUGGCUGCACUUUGUUUACUUGUUUUGCACAGCCGCUCAGCCCUGCCCCUCGGCAUGCACUGUAGGUGCAGGGCUGCGGUGGGUGCUGACACUGGGCUGUGUCCCCUGCAGCCUCCUCGAGCCCAGCGUGGCCCGUCCCGCCCUGCUCUCCCUUUGCACCAUGGGUCGCUGCGGGCAGCCCGGGGCUCCUGGGACAAGCGGCCCCGGCUGCCCCGCGUCCCGGUGGCAGCGCCGGGACCUGCCCUCGCGGUUCCACCCCCCCCCCCCCUUCCCGUCCCGGGGUGCUUGGCGGGGCUGAGCCCGUGGCUCCGCACGCCUCCGCGGGGCUGGGCGUAGCGCCGCUCCUGCAUCUCAUUUCUAUCAUUUCCUAUUUUUAAUAAACUGUUUUGUAAA